GAUAUCCGUAAAUAUAUUCCUUUAUGAAUUUGUAUUAAACACAUAGUGCUUUAUUAGAACGCUGAUAUUUCCUUUACAUGUACAUACAAAUUUGUAUAAAAAAACAUGAUGCUUUAUUAUAACGCUGAUGUUAUCUAUUAUGUCUGUUAUAUUGAUAAUGGGAGCUGUGGUGACUCAGUGAGUAAGAUGUUGGUUCGCUAAUCGGGAGGUCCUGUGUUUGAUCCCAGUGUUGGCUGAGAAAUUUCAUCAUGAUUUUCCAGUGUGGUUCCCCCUUGUCAGUGUGUCUGUAUUAUAUUGAUAAGGGGAGCUGUGGUAUCUCAAAGAGUAAAUAUAAGGUGACUGAAAAGGCUGUAGAGGUUCAAUUAUGGAAAAAUGGUGUGGGAGAGAUAUGGCCAAGACUGACAGAAAAAACAAUCAAAUUACAUUGGCUUAAAAUAGAUUUUGAUAAAUUUCAUCUUGAAGAUGACUCUGAAGAUGAAAGGAACAACGAAACAGGGGUAAUGGAAGACUUUGACAAAAACUUUUUAUAUGAUAAAGAUAAACAUCCAAUGAAUUUCAAGUUAACCUACACUUUCUUAUACAACUUAUUUCAAUUUCUUGGCUUUUUCUAUAUAUUCAUUAGAUUACAGUAUAAGUUUAUACAAAAUGGUGAAGAUGCCAAAACAACAGCAUUUGAAGAUGUUGGUAACCAGGUGAUGUUGUGUCAAAUGGUAGCGAUAUUGGAAGUGGUACAUCCAAUGAUAGGUCUUGUGAAAACUGGUUGGGUAGCACCAUUUGCACAGGUAUUUGGUCGAAAUCUGAUCUUAUUUCUUCUGGUAUUACAAGAGCCAUUGAUACAAAUAGCUCCAGUUGUAUGGUAUUUAUUUGUUGUAUGGAGUUUUAUAGAAUUAGUUAGAUACCCAUACUAUAUGUUCAGCAGUUCUAAUAUAGAAAUUAAUCUUUUAACCUGGUUAAGAUAUACUUUAUGGAUACCUUUAUAUCCACUUGGUUUUCUUAUGGAAGGGACAGUAGUUAUUAUGAGUAUACCAUUAUUUGAACAAAGUAAUAAGUUCAGUAUUAUGUAUCCUGGUAGUGACAGAUAUAUCCUCUAUUUCCCGUGGUUUUUACAUGCAUAUUUAGUUCUCUUAGCUCUAGCUGCCUACAAAAUGAUGAACUAUAUGUAUAUUCAAAGAAAGAAGAAACUUGGUGUUGGAUAUAAAUCGAAAACCAGUGAGAAAAAAAAAUCAGCCUAGAAAUUUCCAUAUUUAUUCUCCAUGUUGUGAUUAUUGUGAUAAUUAAUUGUGUGAUUAAGUUUUCAUGACAGUAGCUUUAACUAAAUUUGAACAUUUAUUAUCCAUUUGAGUUAAUGUAUGGUACAAACUACAUUGUGUCAUUUAUAAAAGAACAUAGAAAACUUGUGUGGUAUGUACUAAAUUUCAUUUGUUGCAUUCACAGUCUCACUCAAGUCUGACUGAAUUGAAAAUAGCCCUCAGGUUUGUUAGAUUAAAUGGAUUAACAACAUCUUAUUGGUUUGCAUGCAUUUCCCAACCAAAGACAAUUCCAAAUUUGGCAUUAAUAAUGAUGAUAUUAAUCUUCAUUCAUGCAUAGUCAGUGUAUUCUAUUUGUGUACUUUUUUAUAUUAUGUCUAUUUUUUGCAGAUCAGCCAAAUAUUAAUUUUAAUAUGUGAAUUUAACUAAAAUUGUAUAACAGAACAUAACUUUUGGAUUUGGAUGAAUAAUGGAAAUAUUAAUUUCAUUUUGUUUUUCCUAUAUGACAAAGCUUUACCUGUCACUAAGAGAAAUAACUUCAACUAAAUAAAACAGAUCAACUAAAUACAACACUUCAUUUUAACCUAGUUAGGUGCUGAUCUACAAAUUACAAAUGUGGAUAUCAUGUAGAAAUUUUAACCAUUAAAUUCUACAUCAAACGAACAAAUUUAAGAAAUUAGAUUUAUUGUUUAUUGACUUAAGUCUAUGGAAAGGGUAAUUAAGUGUAGAUGCAUUAUGUAAGAGCUAAAUCUGCUUAUUGCAGGUCAGGGGUGAGGGAGGGGGGUGGUGGAUGGCUGAAUGGUUAGCAGGAGUGGACUGUAUCAUAAGGUCCGUCAUUGAGUCAACUGGCGUGGUUUCGAUUCCCCGGUUGUACAUGACAAGGAGUAGGGUCGCCUGUCCAACCUUGUGGGUUUUCUCCGGGUCCUCCGGUUUCCUCCCACUCCUAAAGACCCCUAUGCGCAAGCGAAUUAUUUAAAUUAAAUUUAACCAUAUGUUGGUACCGAAAGGACCUAGUUUUUGUGGAGUGGACAUUAAACCCUAUUUCUCUGUCUCUCUGUCAUUGCUAAGAAUAAAGUAAUUGAAAUGAAAUUUGAACUAUAAUAGCAAGAACAGCCAACUCUAUAUCUAAAUCUUACAUAAUGCAUCUUUAACAUUAUAAAAGCCUAAUUAUUUAACCAUUGAUGUUCAAACUACUUCAAAACUUUCGAAAGUGCAAUAGAUGAACAUAUGACCUCAAAUUAUUAGAUAUCUUUAAAAAGGAUGUAAAAAAUAAUUUAAUAUCUUUUUUAUAUGUGUAUAUGAAUCAUACGAUGAUUUUUCACCAGUCUCUGUGUCAAAUAUUAGAACUUUUUAUGUAUACAUUUAUUGUAACGGGUUGUAUUUUUAUUCUAUAAAUAUUUAAAUGACAUCUAGUUAAACACCUGUAUACCGGUUACUGCUUUUUUAAAACUUAUUUUAUUGAUAUUUUACAUUGAUAUUUUACAUUUAAACAUUCCAAUAUUAGAGGUGUUUUAGGGAUAUUAUUGAACAACUGGCAACAAACUGAACCAAACUAAACUGAUAUCAGAUCACAAUUUAAAAUUUCUAUCCAAAAUGAAUUUUUUGCAUAAAUUGGUCAUUUUAUAAUUGUCAUGUUAUAUUAGAUCAAAAUGUAUCCUGCAUAUAUAGAAGCCUUAUUCUAUCUAGGAGUAAUAUGAAUAUUUAAAUUAAAUCCAACAUCUAAAUUCACAGGAUUUGUCAUUUGUAAUUUAAAUGUAAUGAAAUAUGGACAGAAAUAUGUAGUUUAUCAGUAAUCUGGUUCUCAUCUCCAACUUUGUCGCUUUUGUUCCUUCUGCAAUUAAUUUGGCUCCAAAUAGAAGAGAAAAUAAAACAAAGAAUCAUGUAUGAAUCAAAUCCUAACACCUCUAUUCCAGAAGGUGCCAUGACAUAAAUAUUAAAAAGACUUUGACUGUCAGGUCAGUUUUGUUUUUGCACGAAGUUUAAAACUUCUGAAUAACACACAGGGGUCUGUAGUAUUAGAGUUAAUAGAUCUUGUAUUGAAAUUUAUAAAUUUGGCUUUUGUUUAUGCUUUUUAAGCUGCUCAUAAAAAAAGGGGAGAAGAAACUUUAACUCCUACUUUAUGAUAUGUAUAUAUAACAUUCAGAUACAUUGUUUUAUACAUUCUAUAUUUAUAUUCUGGAAAUAAACCGAAUAUAUAUUGGUAAAUGUAAAGGUGUGGAUUGAAAUCCAUUCUUGAGAUUUAUUAUUAUGAUUAUUAGUAGUAAAUAGUAUUAUAAUUA
This is a messenger RNA of Patella vulgata (common limpet), 3526 nucleotides long. RefSeq names its product very-long-chain (3R)-3-hydroxyacyl-CoA dehydratase. Bases 249 to 1232 code for a protein of 327 amino acids. The record is from RefSeq and is a predicted model, not a curated record. Gene Ontology annotation, biological process: fatty acid elongation; sphingolipid biosynthetic process; very long-chain fatty acid biosynthetic process. NCBI's taxonomy places the organism in Eukaryota, Metazoa, Mollusca, Gastropoda, Patellidae. Gene Ontology annotation, cellular component: endoplasmic reticulum membrane. The transcript is spliced from 9 exons. Gene Ontology annotation, molecular function: 3-hydroxyacyl-CoA dehydratase activity.